UGUAGAUCAUUAUCAUUGAUCCUUGAUUAUUUAUGAAUUGCAUGAUCAGUCUUGCAUAAAUAAUAAAAAAAAGAAUGAAAGAAAGAGAACGAAAGAGUAAAACGAAGGGAGAUGGGUGGAGUAAAUGGGAGGCGUUUACUCAGUUUGUGCACUCCAGGCACUGGGAAUUUUUGAGCUUCAUUCUUUACUCUGAAUUUAAGCGUAACAUUUAAAAAAAGACUUUUGUUAAAGGGCUUUUUAGCUGAAGCUUUGAUCUGUUUUUUUUUUCCUUCCUCAUUUUGCAAGAAUCCUGUUCUCUGGAAUGGGGAGUAAUGACGGGACUUCCACUAAUUGGACACAAACACACUGCAGCUGCGAAUUUAACAAGAAGUUGAACAAGUUUAAUGUUAUUCAAGUUUCAUUGGUAAAGAAGGAUACAACAGUAAGGUUUAUUUUCCCCAGGAAGAGAGUUUAAAGUGCGCAAACAUGGCGGCUUCCUUGCUCAGAUUUGGACGACUGGGAUCUCUAAAGGCCCUGCAGGCAGAGAGGCUGAGUGCAUUACAGAAAGCCCCAGCAGUCGCGCUCAGUUCAAAAUCUGGAGAGGGCAAGAAGUCCAAAAAGUCCAAGAAAGAAAAGUCCACAUCAAAAACGUACUUUGAUAUAGAAAAACUUAUCCAACACAAAUCCUACCCAGGAGUUCCCAAGGAGGUUGUAACACCUGUUGCUGCUGCAGCUGCUACCCCCGCUGUGGGAGGUGUGUCUGCAACUGCUGCAGCCAUUCCUAAACAAGCUGCAGCAGCUCCAACCGCUGCCCCUGCACCAAGUGAAACUUUGCCUGCUGCAGAGGACGGUCCGGUUGCAGUGGAAACCACACCUAUCGUUGAAGUCGCUGCUGCUCGACCUGCUGUAGAAGCUGCAGCAUCAGUUUCAGAGGUCACAGCCGAAGCUGUGCCGGUCGCUGAAGCUGCAACAGAAGUCGCUUCCGCUGUUACUGAAAUUGUGAGUGAAACUGUAUCUGCAGCAGAAAAUUUACCAAGUGCUGAAACAUCUGCCCCUGCUGCAUGCAUUAUUGAAGUUGCACCCACUGCUGAAGCUGCUGCCCCUGUAGCUGAAACUGCACCUGUGGCAGAAGCCCCGGACACUGCUUCCACAGCUGAAGCCAUACCCAUUGCAGAAGCAGUUUGCCCUGUUACUGAAGCUGCACCUGUCCUUGGAGCAGUCCCUGCAGAAGUCACGGUUCAAGCAGCUCCUGCAGAAAUUGCUCCAGAAGUUACAGUUGAAGCAGCCCCUACAGGGGUUGCUGCAGGAGUUACAGCUGAAUCAACCACUGCAAAAGUUACCCCAGAAGCUGCAGUUGAAGCAGCCCCUGCAGAAGUUGCCCCAGAAGGUACGCCUGAAGCAACCACCACUGCAGUUGCCCCAGAAGCUACUCCAGAAGCUGCAGUUGAAGCAGCCCCUGCAGAAGUUGCCCCAGAAGGUACACCUGAAACAAUCACCAUUGCAGUUGCCCCAGAGUCUGCAAUUGAAGCAGCCCCUAUAGAGGUUGCUGCAGGAGUUAUGGCUGAACCGACCACUGCAAAAGUUACCCCAGAAGCUGCAGUUGAAGCAGCCCCUGCAGAAGUUGCCCCAGAAGUUACACCUGAAGCAACCACCGCUGCAAUUGCCCGAGAAGCUUCAACAGAAGUUACACCUGAAGCAACCAACGCUGCAGUUACCCCAGAAGCUACAACAGAAGUUACAACUGAAACAACCACCACUGCAGUUGUCCCCGAGUCUGCAGUUGAAGCAGAACAGACAGACGUUAUCCCAGAAGUUACAGCUGAAGCAGCCCCCACAGAAAUUGCUCCAGAAGUUACAGCUGAAGCAGCCCCCACAGAAAUUGCUCCUGAAGUUACAGCUGAAGCAGCCCCCACAGGAAUUGCUCCAGAAGUUACAGCUGAAGCAGCCCCCACAGAAAUUGCUCCUGAAGUUAUGGCAGAAGCAACCCUUACAGAAAUUGGCCCAGAAGUUAUGAUUGAAGAAGCCCCUAUAGGAGUUGCCCCAGAAACAGGCUCCACAGAAGUUGCCCCAGAGAUAACGGCUGAAGCAACCCCAACAGAAUUUGCAGCUAAAGCUGCACAUUCUCUAGAACCUGAUGCUUCCCCAGUUACAGAAUCUGUUGAGACUGUCCUCGAAGCUGCUGCUGAAGCAGUAACUGAAGUCAUUGCAGAAACAGUCCCUGUCGAAGCUGUUGCUGAAGUAGUGGAAGCGAUUGCUGAAACUAUAGCUGAAGUUGUUGCAGAAGCUGAUUCUGAAGUUGUCAGUGAAGCUGCCCCUGCAGAAAAGCAUGAUGACACUGCCACUGUGAUCACAGAUGCAGCAGAAGCUCCCGUCGAAGUGGAAGCGCCUGACGCUGGUUUGGACCCUAUUCAGAAACUCUUCUUGGAUUCAAUUCGCAGCUAUUCCUCAAUGAGCAUGGGAACUGGCGGUCUAGUUGACGCAGGUCCUGAAUACCACAAGGCCCUGGCCGAGGAAAUCGCCAAACUACAAAGGUUAUAUGGUGGUGGAGACCUGGAAUCAUUCCCAGAGUUUAAUUUCCCUGAACCAAAGCUGGAUGAAGUGUCUAUCAAAUAAACAACCUUUUCACACCAUUACGUCUUGUGCCUGAGCCUUGGACAAAUACGAUGAUCUUGGUUGCUCUUUUUUGACGUAUAUUUUUAUGAGACUGUGAAGCCUUUUAAACAUUUGGAUGACAAGCAUGUAUGUGUACAUGUAUUGAAUUACAGGUUGGGAGGACGUUUAUUUAAUAGCUAUGAAAAAAUUCUAUGCAUUUACAUACUGUAUUUACAUUUUCUGCAUUUUUGCUUGGUUUCUAUGAGUAGAGAAAGAAUUGAAUAAACAUGUUCAUGUG
Messenger RNA from Ictalurus punctatus (channel catfish), 2869 nucleotides. RefSeq lists its product as uncharacterized. The record is from RefSeq and is a predicted model, not a curated record. Bases 466 to 2592 code for a protein of 708 amino acids. The transcript is spliced from 7 exons. Gene Ontology annotation, biological process: proton motive force-driven ATP synthesis. Lineage: Eukaryota; Metazoa; Chordata; Actinopteri; Siluriformes; Ictaluridae. Gene Ontology annotation, molecular function: proton transmembrane transporter activity.